Messenger RNA from Oncorhynchus masou masou (cherry salmon), 3165 nucleotides. Its product is annotated as adhesion G-protein coupled receptor G2-like. The transcript is spliced from 14 exons. NCBI's taxonomy places the organism in Eukaryota, Metazoa, Chordata, Actinopteri, Salmoniformes, Salmonidae. Gene Ontology annotation, molecular function: G protein-coupled receptor activity. The coding region runs from base 11 to 2065 and encodes 684 amino acids. The record is from RefSeq and is a predicted model, not a curated record. Gene Ontology annotation, biological process: adenylate cyclase-activating G protein-coupled receptor signaling pathway; cell surface receptor signaling pathway. Gene Ontology annotation, cellular component: plasma membrane.
GGUAAUACAAAUGGGAUGGGAGUUUACUCUGUCCAGUGAUGUGAUUAUCUCUACAAAGCACACCGUGGUUUCACAGGCCAUUUGCUCACCCCACAAGGACAUCAAAUCCACAAUGUUUCCUCUGCGUCUACUUCUACUGAUAUCUGGAACACUGGCUAUGAAUUGCUCAAAUUCAGAUGAUACCUUUUAUUUAAACACCACAACUGGGGAGAUUUCAAUGACAAUAAACCUGCCAAACAAGACUAUCACCAUCAACGAUAAAGCCGAGGAGGAUCUGAAAUGCUUUUGGUUCAUUGAAAGCUAUGUUGAGUGCACCUCAAUGAACUUGACCUCUAUUAACCUCACUGAGUGUCAGACGGUGCAGAUUUCUGUCGUCGAGAACUCAACCAGCAAGUUGAUCUUCAACAUAUCUUCCUCCAUGUGUGAGGUCACCAAGUGUACUGGGACAGCAAUCACUGCCCUGAUGAGAGAGAUACAAGACCAUCCCAGUGAGGGUCCAAAGGAUCUUAAAAGGGUCCUGAACAUGCGAAAUAUGUGUGCAGACCUGUUCAAAAAUGAUUGGACCAUGAGGAUGAUGUUUAUUGGCGUUGAACGGGGCCUGAUACACAACAUGAUGAACAUCUCAAUCACCGGAGAGUCUGUGUACUAUGACCUCAGGGAUCUGGCUCUGACUGUGUUUAACCUGACUAACCUAACCAGUGCUGAUGACAAGAUGGUGAAAAUAAAAGCCCCAGAGCUCCUCCCUGAGAACAAAUCUUACAUUCCGGAAACAUGGAUCCCUAUUGAUGCACUCCAGAACAUCCCAGAGGAAAAUAGGAGAGUGGGCGUGGUCACCUAUAAAUCACCCAAUCAGUUCUUGGUUAAAGAGGAACUCGUGAGAACCAUGGCCAUACGGAUAGAGAUGGAUGGCGGCAGACAACUUGAGAACUUGAUCACUCCACUCAAGAUGAAGUUCAAAUUGCUUGACCCUAUAAUACCAGUGAAUUACAGCCUGUCGUGUCAAUAUUUCAAUGAAUAUGGGAACAUAAGCCUCCCAGACACUGUCUUUUGGAAAACGGAUGGAUGCGUUACUAAGAUCAACGACAGCAUGGUGGAGUGCCUCUGUAACCACGCUACGCCGUUCGCCGUGCUGCUGAUCGCCGACCUAUCUAUUGACGGUGUGCACUGGCAGGUCUUGUCUUACAUCAGCUACAUUGGCUGUGGCUUGUCGGCCUUCUUCACCGCCAUAUCCUUCCUCACCUACGUCAUCACCACGAACUCCAGGGUGGACAACGCCAACAGCAUCCACGUGUCACUGAGCGGGGCUUUGUUCCUGCUCAACACCUCUUUCCUGCUCAACGAGUGGGGGGCCAGUCUGGGCAUCAGGGGCGUGUGUGUCUUCAUUGCGGCGGCCAUUCACUACAGCCUCCUCAGCUGUUUCACCUGGAUGGCCAUUGAAGCUGUCCACCUGUAUCUCCUCCUGGUCAAGGUGUUCAACACCUACUACCGACACUAUAUGGCCAAGCUGUCUGCCAUUGGCUGGGGACUCCCUGGUAUCGUUGUGGGAGUUUCAUUGGCGGUCAAGGAUAUCAAACCGUUAUAUGGACCUACAGAAAUGACUAUGGCAGACACUAACCAGACAAAUACAAUCUGCUGGAUCACGGACAUCCCCUUCUUCUACAGUAUGAACCUGGCCUAUUUCACCAUCAUCUUUGUCCUUAACUCUGGCAUUCUGUUAACGGUGACCAACCGGAUCUGCCAGCUGCAGCGCUAUGGCAGUAAGGGCAAGCCUGGGAAGGCAAGCCUGGCCUGGAAGGACAUCGGCACCGUCCUGGGUCUGACCUGCCUGCUGGGCAUCACCUGGGGCCUGGCCUUCCUCAGCUAUGGCUAUGUCAACCUUCCCAUCCUCUACCUGUUCAGCAUUUUCAACUCCCUCCAAGGAUUCUUUAUAUUCCUAUGGAUCUGUGGCACUGCCAGGAAAGACAGGGAGCGGGCGGCGAAUACCAAGAGCACAUCAGCAGCUCUGAACACCUCUACAGCCAAACCCAAGGAGGAGAUGUUCCCUGGCAACAACCCCUACCAGUAAACAAUAUCUGUCCACAAUGGAGAUCACCCAUAUCUUCUUAGAUGGCAAGGGGAGUUUUGGCUUUUGUGUCUAAUGGCAUAUGCAUUGUCUCUUUCUUUCUCUUUCAAAUUGAGUUAUGGUUUCUACACCGGUUGUGUGCGUGUGAGUACAUGUGCUGUGUGUUUUGGGCUUUUGUGGCCUUGUGGAUGGAGCAGAUGACUACGGGUCUCGUCCCGUGUGUUAAUCAUCGUGCGCGUUUGUUAUUUAUUUGAGGUACUCCUCGCUCUUUUGUUUGGGUUUCAACCCUGUGUCUUUGUUACGUGUUUGUUUGGUCUUCGUCCAUGUGCCUUUACACGGCACGCCGUAAUUUGGGGCUGAAUAAAAAAAACUAUUACGCAUUCCUGCGCCUGUCUCCCGAAUCCAUUUAUACCAACGUGACAUGCAUUUUCUUCUGUAUCAUUCCAAUGUAUUUAUUGGGAAAGUGCUUUGAGGGAAUAAUUUUACUUGAAGUGUACGUUGUUUAUGAUUAUCAACCUUCAUUAAAUAUCCGAUCUCAAGUUGCGGAACUGACUGGUGCAUAAUUAGUCAGUGGCAGACCAAAGGAUUUAGUUUCCUGCAUAAACCUUUUCACACCGCCUCAUCAUUAUUAGUUUCGCAAUCAAUCACUUGAUUUUCUAACUCGACUAUGGAAAGUGUGUUGCAAUCUGGUAAUGUUUUCUAUGUUUCAACUAAUAUCACUUCUGCAGAAAGUGUCUCACUGGGAGCACUAGGUUCUCAAAUGCACACACGAUUUCUCAUUUGCAUAUGAUUGUGAAACAGAGACAUCCUCUUUUCUAGCAAUUUUCUGGUGAGUGGCAGAAUGAGUCUUAGAGGUGCUGAGAAAUGCCACCGUAUACGAUUUGUUGUUGUUGAUGAUUCUCACUGAAAUGUUUUGAUUAUAUUGAUUUACCUAACAUUAACCCCCCACCCCACCCUCACCCAAAGGACUACAAAGGACAUACGCUUUCAAGCUAUUGUGUUAUUCUUGAUGAUUUUUCUUAAAUUGUAUGUGGAGACGUCUUAUGAACAGUAUGUUUGUAUUUAUUUAUAUUGUCUAAUAAAUAUAAGUGUUGUAUUCAUUA